AUGCCUCAGAUCAAAGUUGGUGACUACCUGUUCCGCCGUCUCCACGAGCUCGGCAUCCGCUCAGUCUUUGGCGUCCCAGGAGACUACGAACUCGCCCUCCUGGAUCUCGUCACUGACAACGACCUCGCCUGGAAAGGCAACCCCAACGAACUCAUCUCUUCUUAUGCUGCAGAUGGCUACGCUUGUGUCCGCGUCGCAGGAGCUUUUGCCACCACCUUUAUCCCUGGUGAACUCUCAGCCUAUUGCGGUAUGGCUGGCCACUACGCGGAAUUUGUUCCUGUUGUGCAUAUCUUUGGCUACCCAACUAUUGAUGCCGUUCCCAACAAGAGAAUCAUGCAUCACAGUCUUGGCAACGGGAAGUUCGACAUGUAUGAGAACAUGGCCAAGAACAUCACCGCUGCGACUGUUGUGAUCAACUAUGCACCUACUGCGGCCCGGGACAUCGAUGAAAUGCUUACUAUUAUGAUGCACGAAAGUCGGCCAGUCUAUAUCGGGCUCAGCGUUGAUAUUGCGUACGAAAUGAUCGAUGCUGAGGGUCUCAACGUCCCUAUUCCUACUGAGCUGCCCCCCAACGAUCCAUCUAUCGAGGAGACUGUUAUUGAAGAAAUCAGAAAUUUGAUGGAGAGAUCGAAUACCGCAGCUAUUAUUGUUGACGGAGGCUAG
This is a messenger RNA of Fusarium verticillioides 7600, 663 nucleotides long. Its product is annotated as pyruvate decarboxylase. The transcript has a single exon. The record is from RefSeq and is a predicted model, not a curated record. Gene Ontology annotation, molecular function: carboxy-lyase activity; thiamine pyrophosphate binding. NCBI's taxonomy places the organism in Eukaryota, Fungi, Ascomycota, Sordariomycetes, Hypocreales, Nectriaceae. The coding region runs from base 1 to 663 and encodes 220 amino acids.